AUGACUGUGCUGUGGCUGCUGCUGCUAGCAGGGCUGCCCACAUUUUUCCUGGGAGUCUUUGUAUGGGUUGUUAUUCAGAACUUUCCGACUUCAGAAUUUCCGACCACCCUGAAGCAUCCGGCCAAGCUAUGGUUUAUGCACUGUGUUGUGCAGUACCUCAUAUCUUUGGGGAAAAUACUAGAGAACCUGAGAAUCUGUGCCUUGCCCAGGUUUUUACAAUGUGUCCAAAGUUUAUUGCCACUGAAGAAGGAUCCGAACGUAUUGGUGAUUGACAUGCAUUUUGGAGCAGUCCCUGUGAGGCUCCUCAAGCCCAAGGAAUUGUCUCCCAAACUCCGGCGAGGCAUCAUCUUCUAUCAUGGAGGAGCUGGAAUAUUUGGAAGCCUGGACUGUUACCAUGGCCUUUGCAGUUUCCUGGCCAGUGAGACAGACUCCGCGGUGCUGGUGGUGGGGUACCGCAAGCUUCCUAGCUACCAUCAUCCUGUCCUUUUUAAUGAUUGCCUGAGUGCCACCAUCUACUUCCUGAAGAACCUGGAAUCCUUUGGGGUGGACCCAUCCCGGGUAGUUCUCUGUGGAGAGAGUAUUGGAGGUUCAGCUGUGGCCACUGUCAUACAGGUCUUAACCAGCAUUCCCAGUCUACCCCAGAUCCGGGCUCAAGUCCUGAUUUAUCCACUAGUAAAUUUUGUCAAUUUUCAGUUACCAUCACAUCAACAGAGCAAAAAUGUGCCAUUCCUUACCAGAGACAUGCUGUUUAUGUGUCUGUGUAAAUACCUGGCCAUAGAUCUCUCUUGGAAAGAUGCCAUUUUGGCAGGUUCUAUUAUACCUCUGGAUAAAUGGAAGAAAUACAAGAAAUGGCUUAGCCGUGACAACAUCCCCAGAAGGUUCUGGAGCCAAGACAUACAACUGGAGUCUUUUGGACCUUUUGAUGAGGCUGCCUACCUAGAAACCCAACAUGUUUGGAGUGUAGAAAUUUCACCUGUCCUAGCAGAUGACAAGAUCAUUUCUCAGUUUCCUCAGACGUUGCUGGUGAGCUGUGAGAAUGACAUCCUCCGGGAUGAUGCCUUGCUCUACAAGAAGCGCUUGGAAGACCAGGGGGUCCCCGUGAACUGGUACCAUGUGGAAGAUGGCUUUCACGGAUGCACGAUUUUAUUUGAUAAGAAGUGUCUUUCUUUCCCUUGCUCUAUGAAAGUUGUAAAUGCUGUUAUUGGUUACAUAAAGGGUAUCUGA
Messenger RNA from Microtus ochrogaster (prairie vole), 1224 nucleotides. Its product is annotated as arylacetamide deacetylase-like 4. Lineage: Eukaryota; Metazoa; Chordata; Mammalia; Rodentia; Cricetidae. Gene Ontology annotation, molecular function: hydrolase activity. The record is from RefSeq and is a predicted model, not a curated record.